This is a messenger RNA of Dreissena polymorpha, 1668 nucleotides long. RefSeq names its product neutral cholesterol ester hydrolase 1-like. Gene Ontology annotation, molecular function: carboxylic ester hydrolase activity. Lineage: Eukaryota; Metazoa; Mollusca; Bivalvia; Myida; Dreissenidae. Gene Ontology annotation, cellular component: membrane. Bases 220 to 1575 code for a protein of 451 amino acids. The record is from RefSeq and is a predicted model, not a curated record. The transcript has 6 exons.
GCGUUAAUACGAGAGCGCGAGUCCCGAAUGUCAUACGUAUACCAUAGUGUUAAGUCAGUUACUGACCAUCUGUCUCCGCGUACAAGGUUCCCUCGAGCCACGUGUCUUUGGUAAGGAAACCCAGCAAGUCCGAUUCGGAACCACAGUUAUUUAACUGGUCCAUAAAAAGGUAUCUUCAGUAAUAGUGGAGAAAAGCGGAGACAAGGAUAGCUGCUGAAAAUGGCGCUGCUGUAUUGUAUGCCCUUGGUGGCCUUUAUGUUCUACAAGUCAACGCAAAGCUGGAAAGCGGCAGUGGCAUGCUUGAUUUACCUCGGCGGCCUCGCGUGGUUGGGAAUACUGACCACACUGCUGACGGUGUCAUUGACCCUCGUUCUGGCCUUCAUACUGCUGGAGUUCAUGCACACGCCUAUCCCCGAGGGAGUCACCGAGGUCUGGGGUGCCCGCAUUCUAGACGCCGCUCUAAGAUUCAACGGAAAGUUUAUUUUAAAACUUCACGACUUUGGUGUGAGAGGCGGAUGCUGUCGUGCGACCCGGAAGUUGGUAGACGUGGUUCUUAAGACGCUCAUUACCGGAAGUCCGUUUGGUAAAGGAGCUGACCCGAAACUAAAUAUCUUCGACUCCAAUUUUGACGGAGUAGGUGUCCGUGUGUAUGAGCCCGUAGACGCGACGGGCCCCAAGAGACCCGCUCUCGUCUAUUACCACGGUGGUGGCUGGUCAUGGCUCUCCGUCGAUGUUUACGAUCCAGCGAACCGUGAGCUUGCCAAGAGAGUUGGAAUGGUCGUCAUUGCAGUAGAUUAUCGACAAUCGCCGGAACAUCCUCACCCCAUUCCGUUCAACGACUGUCUUAAGGUCACAGAGUACGUCUUAAAGAAUGGUACUAAGCUAAAAAUAGAUCCCAACAGGAUCGCAAUCUCAGGGGACAGCGCAGGUGGCCAUCUUACCGCCGCCGUAUCACUCCGCCUGAAAAAGAAGAUCAAAAUCCAAAUUCCUAUCUACCCCUGUCUGCAGCUUUUCGAUCUUAAAACGCCGUCCUAUAUCGAAAACAAAGACUUCAUUCCCGGCAUGCUUUGCGACAUCUCUAUGCUUGCCUAUUGGCUGAACUAUGGGAAUAUCAGCUACGAUCACAUGGACAUGAUCUUAGCCAAUGAGCACACUUCUCCAACUCUUAAGAAAUCAAAGUACGCCGAUUAUGUCUCCCCGAAGUGGUACAUGAACGAAUACAUCCGCUCGGAGAAACUGCGUCACAUGGAGAAGCCCACAGACUUUGGAAAUGAGGAACUGUCGAAAAUCGUUGAAAAAACAAUCCUGGAUCCGUACUUUGCACCCUUAAUGGCCGACGAAGAAGAGUUCAAAGAUCUUCCUCAGACGUACGUUCUGACGGCCGGAUAUGACGUGCUUCGCGACGACGGACUGAUCUACUACCAGCGCUGCAAAGCCGCCGGGGUACCCGCGCACUUAGCACACUACGAAGACGGCUUCCAUGGGAUGAUUUUCUUCUUCGCCGGUCCAAUGCCGUUCCAAGUUGGAAAAAGGGCAAUGAACGAUCUAGUCAAGUACUUGAAGGAAAAUUUGUAAUGUAGUUUUAGUUAUAAGUUAACCAAUUUUGUAGAAUUUGUAGAAUAAAGAAAAUAAACCUGUUCACGAACAGCGAUUUGUGAAUGCAUAACA